Ipomoea nil (Japanese morning glory) is the source of this 1017-nucleotide messenger RNA. RefSeq lists its product as uncharacterized. Bases 1 to 1017 code for a protein of 338 amino acids. The record is from RefSeq and is a predicted model, not a curated record. NCBI's taxonomy places the organism in Eukaryota, Viridiplantae, Streptophyta, Magnoliopsida, Solanales, Convolvulaceae. The transcript is spliced from 2 exons.
AUGGAUAAUCAACCCCCAAGCAAUGGAGGUUCGACUUUUGGUCAUAGAGUGAUUCAUCGUGAUCGUGAAGAAGCAGAUCGAAGAUUAUGGAAUGAUUAUUUUUCAGAGUAUCCAAAAUAUUCUGAAGCAAUGUUUCGUAGACGAUUUCGAAUGAGUCGAAAUUUGUUCCUACGAAUUGCCAAUGCUGUUAAAGGCCAUGACAACUAUUUUGUGCAACGAAAGGAUAGAAUUGGUAGACUGGGCUUAUCUACUUUACAAAAAGUUACAGCGGCGUUUCGAAUUUUGGCGUACGGAAUACCAGCAGAUGCAACAGAUGAAUAUAUCCAGAUUGGAGAAUCAACUGCAAUUGAAAGUUUGAAGAGAUUCUGUCGAGCAAUUGUAGAGGUCUUUGGGGAGCGAUAUCUAAGAGUACCUGAUGCUAAUGAUGUUGUACGGUUGCUUCAAAUUGGCGAAAAACGUGGUUUUCCAGGGAUGCUUGGGAGUUUAGAUUGCAUGCACUGGACUUGGAAAAAUUGUCCAACUGGCUGGGCUGGACAAUAUGCUGGGCGGAGUAGAGAACCAACUAUUAUUCUUGAAGCUGUAGCUGAUUAUGAUUUGUGGAUUUGGCAUGCACAUUUUGGCAUGCCGGGGUCUAAUAACGACAUUAAUGUCUUGGAGGCAUCUCAUUUGUUUGCAAAUCUUGCAAACGGUGUAGCACCUCCUUGUCAUUAUGUUAUUCAAGGACAGAACUACAACACAGGAUAUUAUUUAGCCGAUGUCAAGGGACUGGCACGUUUUUGGGAUAAAUGUGUAUUGCAUGAUAUAAUGUCAUCGUGCAUUAUAAUGCACAAUAUGAUCAUUGAGGAUGAACGUGAUGAGCAAGCAGAUAUACAAGGUUGGAACGAAGCACUGGCUCCUGAAGUUGAUAUAGCUAGAGAUGAAAAUAUUAUAUUUCAAGAAUUUCUUGCUCGGCAUAGACAAAUUAAAGAUAAAGAAGCUCAUUAUGCACUCCGUAAUGCAUUGAUUGAGCAUUUGUAG